Naegleria lovaniensis is the source of this 1890-nucleotide messenger RNA. RefSeq lists its product as uncharacterized. NCBI's taxonomy places the organism in Eukaryota, Heterolobosea, Eutetramitea, Acrasida, Naegleriidae. Gene Ontology annotation, cellular component: cytoplasm. The transcript is spliced from 2 exons. The coding region runs from base 1 to 1890 and encodes 629 amino acids. Gene Ontology annotation, molecular function: guanyl-nucleotide exchange factor activity; metal ion binding. The record is from RefSeq and is a predicted model, not a curated record.
AUGUCCUCUUCCUUUAAUUCUUCCAUCUUCAACCUGAACAAAAAUAUUCAUGAUGAUGAUGAGAAAAAUGAUCAUUUCUUGGAUGAUGAGCACAAGGUGUUCAUGACUUCAUCCUUGCCAAUGUAUCGUUCAUUUUACGAGAAGGCACCUUGCCAAUUUUAUUAUGGAAACAAAAGCAAGUCUCAACAGCAGGAUCAUCAAGGGUUCCGAAAGACCAGUACUACUGCUCCGAAUAAUCAAUGUAAAUUUGGCUCUCGUUGUUCAUAUUCUCAUUCAGCCAUUUGUAAACAUUAUAAAUUGGAUUAUUUUCAUCAGGACAACAAUCCACACCGAAAUCCAGAAAUUAAGAAUCAAACAGCAAUUACAAAAUGUGGCUGCACAUUUGGUGACAAGUGCAAGUAUAUUCAUUUGGAUUUUGCAGAAACAAAAUCAAGAAGAGAGUUAAAAAUUGUUGCAGAGAGUGCUACAGAAUACUCGAGUAAGGCAUCAGAGGUGAAUUGGUUCAUCAGAAAAGAGAAUCCUCUCACACAAAAUAACAUCAAAGCAUUCAUUUCUAUGGUUGGCUUAAAGCCAGGAACAAAAAUUGAAGAAGUAGAAUCUUCAACACCACAAUCCUUCAUUGACAUUAUCGACAUGUCACUCAACAGAGAUUAUACACUUUUUGUCCUCAAAGAUGGAACUGUUUGGACGACUAAAAACCCCUCUCUACUGUACGGAGCACAUGGAGGAAAAAUACAUGGUCGUCUCUCUACUGAAAUGGAUUGGGAUGAAUGGAAAAAGUAUGACAAGCAAAAGAUCAUGCCUAUCGAUCAACUUGAAAGAGUUCCUUUUGACAACUCGUUGCUAACACAAGACCACAAUGUGAGAAAAUGCUGGACAUCUGGAUCUAUUUUCGCUGGUACCUUUAACUAUUUUAUGACUCAUAAUGGUCAAUUGUACAGCCAAGGCGUCAAUUCUUGGGGUCAGCUUGGAAAAGGUAUUGAUAAAUCAGACUCGUUCAUUCCUCGCCCUGUACUCUUAGAAGAUUUGGAAGAUGGUGAACGACCAAUCGAUGUAGCGUUAGGUCACGAUCAUGCUGUGGUCUUAACAUCAACAGCCAAUGUUUACACAAUUGGUUUGAAUCAAUCAGGCCAAUGUGGAACAGGAGGCAGCAACAAAGAUUUUCAUGUUAUUUUCCAAAAGGUGAAAAUUGCUUUCGAGCACAAAGAUGAUCAUGUUAUUCAAAUAGCGUGUGGUGAAGACUUCACCAUUUGCUUGACAAGGCAUGGAGAUUGCUAUGGCAGCGGUAGAAAUACCUGUGGCCGAAUGGGCAUAUCUACACAAAGAAAUGUCGAAGAUGAGCACGGCAAUAUUUUCAACUUUACCAAAAUUGACAUUCCUCUCCAAGCAAAUGACAAAAUAGUGAACAUUACAUGUGGAACAAGUAAUUCAUGUUUCUUGUCAGAACAGGGUCGUGUUUACAUGUGUGGUAAAAAUCACCACUCCCAACUCUCAAAGAUGGGAGGGUUAAAAGCAGUGACCACUCCCACACUCGUUCCCUUAAAACACGCCGUCAAGAAAGUAUUUUGCAGUCAGGAAAGCAUUACAUUUUUUGUGACCGAGUACAAUGAAAUUUAUGCUGUAGGAUCCAAUGAUUAUGAUAUUAUUCGACCCAUGUCAAGCAAGAAUAUGUCUUUUAACGUGGGAAAACCUUUCAAUGUGACGAGUACCUUCAUGCCAGAUCCUUUCAUUAAUAGGUAUGAAGUGGUACAAAUCCUUGCCUAUAACAUGUUUGUCAUGGUCCAUUUGAAGAGAAAUAACAGAAAUGCAAAUGCCAUGAGACGAAAAUUGUUUAACAAAACAAGACGACACUUACAUCUCUCGGACUGCACGAUCAUGACAGAGGAUUGA